CCAUGAAUGGACCAAUGAGAGACGGCAAGAGCAAUCUGGAGGAGCCGUUGUUGAAGUUUAGCUAGACUUUUUGUUUUGGUUAGCCACCAAACCUGAGUUUUUGUUAACAAUGUGACUUUAAAUGAACAGUUUAGCAAUCAAGUAAUAUUAGUCUGUAAUAUCUUUGACAAUGGGGUUAAUAAAGGUCAACGGUGGACAGGAAAAUGCAGUGACGGCGGCUACAGUCGCAGAGGCCAAGUUGGUGUGCCAGGGAGUAAACAACCAGAGCUACACCUGUGAGUGGGGUCACUGCUGUGGAGAGGCACAGUGCUGCAACUACUAUUAUGAACUGUGGUGGUUCUGGUUGGUGUGGACUCUGAUUAUUAUCCUGACAUGCUGCUGCGUUUGUCAGCACUGGCGUUCAAAGCAGCGUUUCCAACAGCAGCGCCGGCAGAACGAGAUCAACCUCAUUGCCUACAGAGAGGCUCACAACAACUCUCAGCUACCCCUGUAUCUCAGAUUCUUGCCCUCUUACCUGCUGCCAGCCUAUGAAGAGGUAGUUGACCGCCCGGUCACGCCUCCUCCUCCCUACACCCCUCUUCAGUCAGCACCUACACCCACAGAACCACCUGAGGAAUCUUCUUGUCCACACUCAGCUAUUUCUAUGCCUAGAGAUGCUAAUGUAGAGCUCUCAGCUACUCCAGAGGUCACGCAGAGCCACCUUCAGAGCAUGUACAACCCCAAUAAGGACUUGACACCAAACAGGUACCGGCGCUUCACAGGGGAUUCUGGAAUUGAAGUGUGUGAUGGCCAGGAACUGUGGGAUCAGCAUGGCUUUGUAGAAGGAGAAGAAGAGACCGAAGAAGAGGCAACGGGGCGAAUGGAGGAACUGUGUGAUCAGUAUGAUCCCCUGACCUUGGAACAUGGCCACAUGAAUGAUGCAGUCAUUCAGGAAAACACGGAUGGACACACAGCUGUGGAUACAGAGCCACAGUCUCUUAGUGCCAUAAUGUGGAGCCUUAUGCAGCCUUUGAAGGGAGAACUUUAACGAAGAUCUGGAGUCUCUUACUUUGACUCGGUGACUUCAGUGUACUCUUUCCAUGCAGCAUUAACAGUUUGACAUCUGUGUUGAAUACUGUACUAUAUUGCAAUUUAUCGACAUUUAAAUAAGAAUAUCUGAAAGUAAUACCAUCACUGUGUUUAUUCUGAAAACACAAACAGCAAGUCUGUGUUUGUCAUAGUCCAUAAGUGUGUGUACAAGUUAUGUAUAGUUUAAGUUAAUGACUGGUGCAGGUUGAAAAUAUAUUCCUGCUGUUGGAAGGUUGACAGUACACUGAGGGAACCAGCUGAGCACUUUUUCCACAUAUGCAAAAUUGGACAGUGGCCUUCAGCUUGCGGUGCUACGCUCUGUAUAUACUGUAUGACCUUUAUUAUCUGCUGAAAUAAAAUUUUAUUUUUCUGUAUAUAAUACACUUAUUAAAUAUCAUGGAGGAAA
Messenger RNA from Scatophagus argus, 1474 nucleotides. It is a transcript of the gene wbp1la, whose product is annotated as WW domain binding protein 1-like a. The coding region runs from base 170 to 1027 and encodes 285 amino acids. The record is from RefSeq and is a predicted model, not a curated record. The transcript has 5 exons. Lineage: Eukaryota; Metazoa; Chordata; Actinopteri; Scatophagidae.